AUGUUUCAGGGGAGGUGGAUUUCCCCAUCCAUGGACCUGGAGCAAAUUAUCCAGCAGAUUGAAACUGUAGAAGCACAGGCUCUGAAAGAAGAUUGCUCUUGGAUGUCCUUUGCAGUGGGUGACCUCGAGUGUGAUCUCCAAGUCUCAAGAAUGUGGCUUUGCAGUUCCAAGAUGGAGAGCAUCAUUGCCCUAAGAAUCCUGUCUGGGUCUUCCAUCCCUCGAAGCGUUAUAGCAUUUGGACAAAGAAUCAUGAUCCUCAUGCUAACCUGAAUUAGAGUGUGAAUGGGCUGAGGGAAACAGGUUGUACAAGUGCAAGCAAGAACAUGCAACACAGCACAGUCCCAUUUCUGCAUAUUCCGUGAAUUUUGGCAGUGGAGGGAG
Darwinula stevensoni is the source of this 381-nucleotide messenger RNA. Lineage: Eukaryota; Metazoa; Arthropoda; Ostracoda; Podocopida; Darwinulidae. The record is from the annotation of a GenBank genome assembly.